UUUUUUUUGUUUUAGCAAACUUGAUGGUCCACUGAGAAAUCAAAUACAUGUUUUUUUCCGAAGGAAAAGUGUCUUAAGAACUUCUUCAGCUCAGGCAAAAAAAUCUAUUAGCAAUGCUGCUACUUCUCAUCAUGAACAUCGUGCUUUGUGUGGCAAUUUGCAAUAAUGCAGAAUAUGAAAUUAAUGGAGAGUGUUGCCCAAUGUGUGAUCCAGGAAAGCGAGUUCAUAAACGUUGUGAUGCGUACACAAGCACAACAUGUGAUUCAUGCCAUGUGAAGACCUACACUGAUGCUCCUAAUGGACUGACAGAAUGUCUGCCUUGUUCAUUAUGUGAUCCAAGUAAUGGGCUGAGAGUAAAAAAGGCAUGUACAUUAAAAUCAAAUACAGUUUGUGAACCUCUGCCAGGAUAUUACUGUAUAGACUUUUUCUCAAACUGUCAAAAGGCGAUUAAACAUUCAAACUGCUCACCUGGACAUUACAUCAACCAAACGGGAACAGAAUUCAGUGAUACAGUGUGUGAUGAAUGUCCUGCUGGUUCAUAUUCAGAUGGAACACUCUGCAAAUUACAUACAAAGUAA
Molecule: messenger RNA, 578 nt
Organism: Carassius carassius (crucian carp)
Lineage: Eukaryota; Metazoa; Chordata; Actinopteri; Cypriniformes; Cyprinidae
Product: tumor necrosis factor receptor superfamily member 14-like
Exons: 5
Coding region: 114-578 (154 amino acids)
Biological process (GO): positive regulation of T cell migration; positive regulation of peptidyl-tyrosine phosphorylation; immune response
Cellular component (GO): membrane; external side of plasma membrane
Molecular function (GO): transmembrane signaling receptor activity; protein binding
Source: RefSeq, a predicted model, not a curated record